AUUUCGCUACAAGUUACAGUAUUCGCCAGGCAAGCAGCUCCUGAACUCAGACGCGCUUAGUAGGUUGCCACAAGAAACUUCGGAGCCAACCACGGAAGGGGAGCCACCUGACUACGUUCUGGCACUAGCAUGUGUCCAGGAGGGAGUGGUCUCGGCAGAAGAACUGCAGGCGCUGACCGCAGGUGACCCAGUACUUUCAAAGGUCAUGCAGUACACAAGAGACGGGUGGCCUUCAAGCUCUAAAGCAUUAGAACGAAGCUUACUCCCCUUUUACGACCGCAGACUGGAACUGUCAUUGGCCCACCGUUUGCUGUAUUGGGGCCGUAGAGUUGUCAUUCCAGUCAACGCGCAACAUAGAAUGUUGCACAUGUUGCACGAGACACAUCAAGGAUCAUCGGCGAUGAAAUCAAUUGCUCGGUCAGCUUUCUGGUGGCCAGGAAUGGACCACGACAUAGAACAACUGUCAGCGGGGUGUACAAGCUGCAUCCAAAAUCGACCAAUGCCGGUAUCUGCUCCGCCAGUUAACUGGCCGACCUGCCAGGAAAACUGGUCGAGAGUUCAUCUAGAUUUCGCCGGGCCAAUCAAAGGAAGCAUGAUCCUUGUUCUCGUAGAUGCUCACAGCAAAUGGAUUGAGGCCGUACCAAUGAAACAGGCGACCACAUCUUCGACUAUUACUUGCCUGCGCAGCAUCUUUGGCAGGUUCGGCAUUCCUCGCACCAUUGUUUCAGAUAAUGGGACGCAGUUCACUAGCCAAGAAUUUGCUGAUUUUGCGAACAACAAUAACAUAACCCACCUGCGCACGGCUGCGUUUCAUCCGCAGUCGAAUGGCCUAGCAGAGAGAGCUGUCCGAACUGUUAAAGAUGGGCUGAAGAAGAUGAACCAGGGCAGAUUAGAAGAUUGCCUUUGCAGAUUACUUUUCAACUACCGGAGAACACCCCUUGCCUCGGGCAAAUCUCCUUCGGAACUCCUCCUUGGCUACCAAAUCCGGUCUCGCCUCGACACAUGUUUUCCUCCUUUGGCUGCAGAAAGAUCGGGAACAUCGGAUGACUGGACUCUUGCACCAGACACAAAUGUUUACGUCCGUAAUUUUGGUAAGGGUGAUAAGUGGAAGACGGGCACGGUAAAGUCAGCAGACGGAGCUAGGAUGGUGACAGUGGAAACGCCUGAGGGCCUCGUUCGGCGACACGUUGAUCAAGUUCACACAAGGAAAGACCCACCGGCUACCCAAGGCCACAGGGAAAGUGAAAGAUCGUCCAUCUCGAAAACUCCGCAACAAACUCCCGGAGCAGGGCCAAAGGCAAACGCCGAAACUCGUGAAACGUCACCACCACAGCGUCAGUCAUCACCCCAACCCCUGGACGCACCAGAGAGAAACCGUGAACCUACAGUGGCUACGGAACUCCGACGCUCAACGCGAGAGCGCAGACCUGUGCAGCGUCUUCAGUAUUAUUGAUGGAGAAAUGUUAUAACUGCAGUGUUCUUUUCAUUUCUCAGAUGAAGUCGACCGCUACACGUGCCAUUCUAGGUGGCUAUCUUAUGUUUUCUUACUUUGUUUCCCUUCCCCUCCUUCCUUAACCUGUCUUUAUAUUUC
This is a messenger RNA of Dermacentor silvarum, 1591 nucleotides long. RefSeq lists its product as uncharacterized. The record is from RefSeq and is a predicted model, not a curated record. Bases 206 to 1453 code for a protein of 415 amino acids. Gene Ontology annotation, biological process: DNA integration. The transcript has a single exon. Gene Ontology annotation, molecular function: nucleic acid binding. Lineage: Eukaryota; Metazoa; Arthropoda; Arachnida; Ixodida; Ixodidae.